AAUGUCGACUGAAAGCAUGACGAGUCAAGCAAGGUCUAGAGUCUGGGAAUAUUGUGAUUCAUCAUCAAUCCACGGUCUUAGUUAUCUUACACCAAAGAGAAGUGCAUUGACUCGCUCAGUUUGGUUCAUCCUAAUUCUUCUUGGAUUUGGAGCUGCUUAUUACAUUCUAAGUGUAUUUGCCAAAGAAUGGUAUGGGGACCCUAUAGUUAUAGAGAGUAAUACAUUGCUAACCGAUGAUGUUCCUCUUCCUGCUGUGAUUCUGUGCCCUCCAAAUACUAAUACAAAGUUUGAUGCAGCUCUUGAAUAUGUAGAGUUUACCUCGGAUGAAUGGUCUAAAGAGAAAGCCAGGAUAGAGAACCAAAUAGUGACUGAUAUGUUUACAACUGCAACCCAGUUUGCAGACACUAUAACAGACAAAAUGAAAUUAACAGCAGACAUUCUUCAAAAAGUUUACAGAAAUGAGUUCCAGUUGCCACUGCCAAAUAUCAAUAUGUUUCCUACAUCUCGGUUUGAGCCGAACAAGUUCUACCUCAGAAAUGAAGGAAUCUUGAUGUAUUCUAACGACAACGCACUUUCCCAACUAACCUGCUGGUAUCGACCUGGCACCAAAUGGGUCUUUAGUAGGGAUUCCACUCAGUACACAGGAGUACAAGAUACUGGUUCAGAUUUUUCUGGGAUAUCUGCUCGAUACUUUUUAUCCAACUCAUCAUUCAAGGAUCUUAUUUUAUAAUCUAUCAAAAAAUCUGUUUUUAUAUAAUGAAGUUUAAUGUUAUUUAAAAACCUGUAUUUAGACAUAUCCUUUUACUUCAACCUUGACUCUGAAUGGAUCAGUUGGGCUUUGGGAAGAUGCACUUGUAACUUCUAACUCUGGUUUAAACUGUGAACCAGAAAAGGGCACCAACUCUACCCUUGUUCUUCACUGGAUCACGAAGCCUGCCUUAACCUCCCCGAUCCCUGAAACAUGUGAAUCCACAGAUAAUCCAGUUUUCUGUUUAAUUCACAACAUACUAGAGGGCUGUCAACCGGAUAUAUCCAGUUGUGUGACGAGGCUUACAGAGUUUUGGAAAGAAAAAUUUCUU
Eurytemora carolleeae is the source of this 1079-nucleotide messenger RNA. RefSeq lists its product as uncharacterized. The record is from RefSeq and is a predicted model, not a curated record. Gene Ontology annotation, cellular component: membrane. Gene Ontology annotation, biological process: sodium ion transport. NCBI's taxonomy places the organism in Eukaryota, Metazoa, Arthropoda, Copepoda, Calanoida, Temoridae. Gene Ontology annotation, molecular function: sodium channel activity. The transcript has 9 exons. The coding region runs from base 2 to 730 and encodes 242 amino acids.